Manihot esculenta (cassava) is the source of this 2884-nucleotide messenger RNA. Its product is annotated as serrate RNA effector molecule. NCBI's taxonomy places the organism in Eukaryota, Viridiplantae, Streptophyta, Magnoliopsida, Malpighiales, Euphorbiaceae. Gene Ontology annotation, biological process: primary miRNA processing; mRNA processing. The record is from RefSeq and is a predicted model, not a curated record. The transcript has 12 exons. The coding region runs from base 171 to 2405 and encodes 744 amino acids. Gene Ontology annotation, cellular component: nuclear body.
AGAACGGCACGGAACAAACGAACUCCAGUAACAUUUCUCUCUUCCCCUCCUUUUUAUUUUAUUUUAUUUAUUUUUCCCUCUAAAUCUCUUUCAUUAUUUUAGCCUUCUAUCCUAGGGUUUCAUCAAAAUCUUCCCCAAAUCAACCUAACAAAAAAAAAAAAAUUCCCACCAUGGCCGAAGUCAUAAACGUGACCGUUGAUUCUCUGGACCGCCGCAGCAGGGAAGGCAAAGAGAAGUCCUCCGCCGACGACCCCCAAUCGUCCUCGCCGCCGCCACCACCUCCUCCUUCUAAUCCGCAGAACACUUCCCGACGGCGCGACAGAGACUCCAGAGAUAGGGACCUCGAUAGGCCGCCGAAUCGACGCGGUGGUGAUUAUUACGAUAGGAAUCGGUCUCCGCUGCCUAGAGAGAGGGAGAGAGAGUACAAGAGGAGGAGCAGUUUGAGUCCUCCUCCCGUUCCAUACAGGGACAGGAGGCAUUCUCCGCCACCUAGAAGGUCACCGCCAUAUAAGAGGUCGAGGAGGGAAGAUGGAGGGUAUGAAGGGAGGAGAGGGAGCCCUAGAGGUGGAUUUGGACCCGGUGAUAGAAGGUUUGGAUAUGAUUAUGCUGGUGGAUAUGAACGUGAGAUAGGGGGUAGGCCUGGGUAUCCUGAAGACCGGCAACAUGGCCGAUACAUGGGUCGUCCAGGUGGAUAUCAAAGCAGUCCCUCUGACUGGGAUUCUGGACGUGGUGGUUAUGUUGAUGCUUCCAAUACAGUGGGUACUCAAAGAGAGGGAUUGAUGUCAUACAAGCAGUUCAUUCAGGAGCUGGAAGAUGAUAUUUUACCCGCUGAAGCAGAGCGCAGGUAUCAAGAAUACAAGUCAGAGUACAUUUCUACUCAGAAACGAGUUUUCUUUGAGUCUCAUAAAGAUGAGGAAUGGUUGAGGGACAAAUAUCAUCCAACCAAUUUGGUUGCAGUCAUAGAAAGGAGGAAUGAACUAGCACGGAAAGUUGCAAAGGACUUUUUGCUCGACUUGCAAAGUGGAACAUUGGACAUAGGUCCUGGUAUCAAUGUCUCAUCUGCAAAUAAAUCGGAACAGACAAGCAAUCCAAAUUCUGAUGAUGAAGUUGAUGCUGGUGGCAAAAGAAGACGGCAGGGUCGUACACCAGCUAAAGAAACUGAUCUUCUCGCAGCUGCUCCUAAGGCUCACCCAGUCAGCUCAGAGAGCAGGAGAAUUCAAGUUGAUAUUGAACAAUCUCAGGCCCUUGUUCGCAAGCUUGAUUCUGAAAAGGGAAUUGAAGAAAAUAUUUUAGGUGGAUCUGAUAAUGACAAAACCAAUAGAGAGAAAUCUCACAGCAGCUACACUGGCCCUGUUAUAAUUAUACGAGGCUUAACCUCUGUCAAGGGCCUGGAGGGCGCUGAACUGUUGGAUACACUUGUUACUUAUCUUUGGCGUGUCCAUGGUUUGGAUUAUUAUGGAAUGAUUGAAACAACAGAAGCUAAGGGUCUAAGGCAUGUCAGAGCUGAGGGAAAAAGUGCUGAUGUGACUAAUAAUGGGAAUGAGUGGGAAAAGAAACUGGACACACACUGGCAAGAAAGGUUAAGAAGUCAAGAUUCUUUGGAAGUAAUGACUGCAAAGGAAAAGAUAGAUGCUGCUGCUGUUGAAUCCUUAGAUCCCUAUGUCCGAAAAAUUAGGGAUGAAAAAUAUGGCUGGAAGUAUGGUUGUGGAGCUAAGGGUUGUACAAAGCUCUUCCAUGCUGCCGAGUUUGUGCAUAAGCAUCUCAAACUUAAACACCCUGAACUUGUGUUGGAGCUGACAUCCAAAGUGCGCGAAGAGCUGUAUUUCCAGAACUACAUGAAUGAUCCAGUUGCACCUGGUGGCACACCUGUUAUGCAGCAGCCUUUACAGAGGGACAAGCCACAGAGACGUAAGCUAGGUCCAGAAAAUCGCUUGAAGGAUGAACGAGGUGGCCGUAGAGAUCGUGACAGUCGAGCAAGUGGCAGUGAAAGAUAUGAUAGGUCUGAAAAUCCCCCAUCAGGUGACGUCCAGACCAACAAUGGUGGGCCUGACGGAGGAAAUCAUGAUGAUCCAAUGUAUGAUAAUUUCGGUGGGCAGGCAAUGCAUGUACCUCCUUUCCCAUCAGAUAUACCACCUCCAGUAUUGAUGCCUGUACCUGGUGCAGGUCCACUAGGGCCUUUUGUUCCUGCUCCGCCUGAGGUUGCUAUGCGCAUGUUCAGAGAGCAGGGCGGUCCUCCUCCAUUUGAAGGGGGUGGCAGAAAUGGAAGGCCUGGGCCCCAGUUGAAUGGACCAGCUCCUAUUCUUCUAUCUCCAGCCUUUCGACAGGAUCCUCGGCGAAUACGCAGCUAUCAAGACCUAGAUGCGCCAGAGGAUGAAGUCACUGUUAUAGACUACAGGAGUUUGUAGGAAAUGACUGUUGAAAGGAUGAUCUGCAUAUAUUAGAUAUACACUCUUUGUUUCAACAGGGAAGGCAAUUAAUUCCUGUCUUGUCGAUGGUUCGUUUCUGUUGUUUUGAGGGUAAUUCCAACUGUAGAAAAAAUCACCUUGUAUUCAUAAAUUCUUGGGGUUUGGAUCUGCUUAUUGCAUGCUGACCAGCGGCCCUUAGUUGCUAAUGUAACACUCGCUGCCUGCUGUGAUGUCUCCGAGGAUUGUGUUAAGAGCUCCUAAUUGAUUUUUUUCCCCCGCUCAUUUUACCUUCGAUACGAAAGCCUUUUCUGUACAAUGUUGGAAGCUGUUUUUCUGUAAAUUGGACUUUUGUGGGCAACAUAUUUCAGGUUCUGGACUUCGUGUUGAGGUGGCUUAUUAUUAUUAUUAUUAUUAUUAUUGUUAUUAUUAUUACUACUAUUCUUUGAUUUAAUAAACGAGGUUGAAACAUUUAUUAUGGA